Molecule: messenger RNA, 882 nt
Organism: Sphenostylis stenocarpa
Lineage: Eukaryota; Viridiplantae; Streptophyta; Magnoliopsida; Fabales; Fabaceae
Source: the annotation of a GenBank genome assembly
AUGGGUUGUGAUAGAGUUCAGUUAGUGGGCACAGUGUCAUUCUUGCUUUUGCUUUCAAGUGCCCAAGGGUGGGGAAAAGAUGGGCAUGCCAUUGUUUGCAAGAUUGCGCAGGCUCGGCUCAGCACUGCAGCUGCAGAGGCUGUGACCAAACUGUUACCCGAAUCUGCACAAAAUGAUCUGGCGAGCCAGUGUUCGUGGCCAGAUGAUGUGAAGAGGGAAAUUCCUUGGUCUUCUUCCUUGCACUUUGCUGAUACUCCCGACUCCGUUUGCAGUUACGAUGACUCCAGAGAUUGUGUAGAUCAGAGAACUGGCAUUAAAAAUCGAUGUGUUGUGGCAGGGAUUAGCAACUAUACCAACCAGCUACUCGAAUAUGGAAGUUACACCGAUUCUCCAUAUAAUCUCACUGAAGCUCUUCUAUUUCUUUCACAUUUUAUGGGAGACAUCCAUCAGCCUCUACACUGUGGCUUUGUGUCAGACCAGGGUGGCAAUGCAAUUAAUGUUCUGUGGUACAAUGAAACGCAAAAACUUCACCAUGUUUGGGAUGAUAGCAUAAUUGAAACACAGUUUCAAAAAUUCAAUGACGAUUUAGGCGACUUAGUUGAUGCAAUUCAAAUAAAUAUUACGAAAGUCUGGGCUGAUGAGGUAGAAGAUUGGGAAUACUGCAGUAAUAAUGAGAUAUCAUGCCCCGCUAUAUAUGCUUCUGAAAGUGCCGAAGAUGCGUGUAAAUGGGCGUAUAAAGAUGCUAGUGAAGGUUCAGUACUAGAAGAUGAAUACUUCUUUUCUCGUUUCCCUAUAGUAAAUUUCAGGUUAGCUCAAGGAGGAGUUCGAUUGGCUGCAGCUCUUAAUCGUAUAUUUGACACACAAUAUCCUGUGUUGAUCUAG